Molecule: messenger RNA, 738 nt
Organism: Apis florea (little honeybee)
Lineage: Eukaryota; Metazoa; Arthropoda; Insecta; Hymenoptera; Apidae
Product: acyl-CoA Delta-9 desaturase-like
Biological process (GO): unsaturated fatty acid biosynthetic process
Cellular component (GO): endoplasmic reticulum membrane
Molecular function (GO): iron ion binding; stearoyl-CoA 9-desaturase activity
Source: RefSeq, a predicted model, not a curated record
AGAGUAAGUAGUUUUUUUUCAAUCAUUUAAAAGAUUAUUUCGUGCUAAAAGUCAGAAUGAUGGAAGAAAAGAAACCAAAGAAACAGUAUGUGAAAUGGGCAGCUGUCUUGUGGUACAUUCAUAUACACGUUUUAGGAGUAUACGCUCUCUGGUUGAUGUUCACUUCUGCCAAAUGGAUGACUAUAUUCUAUACAAUUUUUAUAACAGCUAUUGGUUGUCUUGGAGUGACAGCAGGUGCUCAUAGAUUGUGGGCCCAUAAAACGUACGAAGCCGUAGGGUUUAUUAAAUUAUUCCUUAUACUUGCUCAUACACUUGCAGGAGUAGGUUCGAUAUAUGACUGGGUAUUUUAUCACAGAAUUCAUCAUAAAUAUUAUGGGACUGAUAAAGAUCCAUACAAUCAUAAAACGUUUUCUUUUUUGAAGAAAUCAUUUUGGCCAAAAUAUCAUUAUACUAUACCAUGGGACUGGAAAUGUGGUGAAUUCGGUAGUUAUAAUGAUGAUUGCACUACAUUCUUUAUCAAUAUGUGGCACGAACUCAAUUUGGUCAAUUCGCUAUUAACAACUGAUACCGAAGAUAUCAGAAAUAUGUUGCAUGAAAUGAGUACAAAGAAAAUUAAUCUGAAAGAUAGUCUUGAAAUAUUGAAUAAAAAAUCUAUAUUUGAUGCGAAAAAAACAAAUUUGAUUGUUAAGCAUUGAAUUAAAAAUACGAAGUUGAUUAAAUUAAUUAAAAAAUUUAAGU